Molecule: messenger RNA, 11685 nt
Organism: Cuculus canorus (common cuckoo)
Lineage: Eukaryota; Metazoa; Chordata; Aves; Cuculiformes; Cuculidae
Gene: METTL2A
Product: methyltransferase 2A, methylcytidine
Exons: 8
Coding region: 2837-3790 (317 amino acids)
Molecular function (GO): tRNA (cytidine-N3)-methyltransferase activity
Source: RefSeq, a predicted model, not a curated record
CAUCACCAUUUAUUCCUCCCUUCCACUCUCUCCUGAAUCAUUCCAAAUACAGUUACCUAGUUGUUGAUAAUGAAAAAUGGAUGUGGCAGAAUCAUUCUGUUCUUAAUCUACCUCUCUGCGACUUCUCCACCUUCUCCAGGGACUCGUCCUACUGGAACAGAAAUGGUCUUGGCUGGGAGGACUCAUCCUGGGUUGAGCCUCUUUGUUCAUGUCGUGUAUGUUUAAAUACUUGUUAGUGUUCCUUGUCGACUGACUUUCAUUGUAGUGUUAUUGCCUCUCUUGCUUUUGCUCCCUAAAGCUUAAGUUGUAACAGUCAGUCUUUUGUUUCCUCACAUGCUGUGGAGCUAUCCCUCAGUUUUAAGAGGGUCUAAUGAAGUAGUGUCAUAUCUGCCUCUACCAAGUUCAUGAACAGCAUGAUAAUGAUUAAAUCAGAUGUAAAGAAAAAAUAUUUUAUUCUGACUGAAGUGUUUGUCAUCAGAGAAGCAGAAAAGGAAUUUUGGUAUUUUGAGAAAAGGUUUUAUUUCCUCAAACUUGGCUUUAAAGAUAUGUGUACAUCCAAAAUGCAAAGCUCACCUGAAUCCUGAUCAAGUUAAGGGCGCACAGGUCUAUACUCAAGUAAUGCAGUUGAAGCUCUUCUCAGUUGGUUAAUAAUUCAUCUGUCCUCCACAUGUUAGAUACCAUCCAGUCUCUUAAAUGAUGGUGAAAUGGCUUCCUGUUCUUUGGUGUGAUAAGAGGCGAGUUUGAUGAUGAUCUUGUUUUAUACCCUGCUCUAGGACGGAUCUGCUCCUUUUGUUCAAAUGAAAUUGAGUGUGUCAUCUGUAGGGCGAUGCUGAGCACUACUGAAGCUGUUGAGACACUUCCCAUAUAGCUUCCAGUUGUGUUCUCAAUAGCGAAUUUAAUUAUACCAAAGAGCAGCCUUCCUAAUUUCUUGGAUUCCCAGAAGUAUCCAGCAGUUUCUAUUGUGAUGCCCAUUGUGUUGAGUUCAUUUUAAAAUCUGGUUAACAUUAAAGGAUACUGUCUGUCAUGCUUUGAGAACCUAUAUACAACUAUGAAAUUGUGGAGCAAUUUGCUGUUAGAGCAGUUUGUCAGGUCUUCGUGAUGUAUUUCCCAGACUGAACAAUGGAGGACAGUCAAAUUUUGAUGGUUGCUAUUCAGCGGGAAGCAUGUGUAGACAAUGGGAUGCUGAAACGUAGGGAAGCCAGCCCAGCCAAAUGUGCCUGAAGGGGCUGGUAUUUUGAGAAUCAGUAAUGUCCAAACAGGAGAACAAAGGCAGGCUAUUGGUCAUUAUGACUGUGUUAUUCUGCGGACUUCUUGGGGCUGUCAGACUUUGUUCUGAAGGAGGAGAGAGCUUGUGGGUUAUGGUAUGUCGAAGAUGUGUCUCCUGGCUGGGAACAAAGAAAGAAGUGGAAGAAUUUCUUGUUUUCCUUUUGAGGCUCCAUAAUUAGCCCCCAUGCAAUUCAGGGGCUCCUUGGUUCUCUUCCUGUCUUUUGUGAACAGUGACUUUUGUUUGCCCUUCUUCUGCAAUGUGAAAGGGUGAGUAUGGGCUUGGUUUUUGGGGCUGUCCUUACAAAGAUGAACAGAAAAGUCAGGAGUCCUUAUCAAGAAAGUCUCUGGAGGAAUGUGGCUCGCACGCUGAUGUCCCUAUGAGCUAAUACCACAAAAAGGGUCUUGAAGCAAGUAGUACGUGAACUUUUCUGGCAUAAGUUGUGCAGGAAGUCACACUGAAAAAUUGAUAUGGUCAAUUUUAUGCUUUGAAGCUCUUUCUUGCAUGAUCUUUGUCAGCUGGCCCUUGAUUUCUUGCAUUUAUGUUGUUACUGAUUCUUUAUUCCAGUGCUUUGGAAGACCCUAGGCGAUGAGGUAAAUGAGCUUUAAAUAAAGGUACUGCGCAUGUGGGUUGGAGUACAAUAUUGGUCCUUAGCAUCCAACAGAAUUUCGCAAUCAUUUAACCCAGGAGAGCACAAUCUCUUGUUCAGUGUUAUACUGUGGUGAAAAUGUGGGUAACCCAAAAUGGCUGCGCAGGAAUUUUGCCCCAGCGCCUCAGGUGAGCAUCAUGUUACAGUCAGGCUGUAGGACUGACAUUCUUAGGGACCAGCAGAAAUCAGGACUUUAUAGUUUUCUUAGGUAAAAGAGCAUUUCCAGCCCCAGCAGCCUUGCAGAUCCCUGCUAGUACAUGGAAGAAAUGACAAUUCAGGAAGGGGUUCACCAGGUCUGAAACAAAAACAGUAGCAGUCAUUGAGUUCUCCUAUGCAAAUAGUGAACUGACUUGCCCCUGCUUACUUUGAACUACAGUGAGACCAUGGCACAAACUUAUUGCUCUAGUCUAAUAUCAGCCGUUAAAAAUUCUUUUGGCUUGGGGUUUAAGGACAAGGCUUUUAAAAGGAGAAAAAUCUUUGUAGUUGAGGUAGAGAUUAUUUUUAUAUAUAGCUCUUUGUGCUUCGGGGGUAGAGUCUACUGAAAAUAUAUGUACAACUGGCUUCUGGCUCUUUGUUAAAGCCGUUUUUGUCUAUAGUUGGCUGAGUCUACCUAUUUUUUCACAUGUUUUUGGUUCAUUUCACUAUGUCCCUUCAGAUAUCUUCUAAACCCUUGCAUGCAUUUGAGAAAGACUAGUAAACAAACUGCAAUUCAGACAAUAAUUCUAAUCUCUAGUUGUAAGAUGCCUGCUUUUUCUCUUAACCCUGCUUUUAGUAGGUGUUGGACGGAGUUUAUCCACUCUCACAUAUGUUCAUCAUCUUUAACUGUGGAAGAAUUAUUGCCAUUCAUUAAUGCACCUGUUGCUGUGCAAAGAUGAUGAAGGAGUUGCGUGUUAUUGGCAUACAGUUGGGAUCUCUGGCUGUGGAUGUUAAUGCCCUCAGAGGAAUAUGAGGUGAAUGCUAAGAGGUACUGGGAUGACUUUUAUAAAAUCCAUGAAAAUGGUUUCUUCAAGGACAGGCACUGGCUGUUCACUGAAUUUCCUGAGCUGGCACCUACCAGGAAUCCAAGUCAAAAUGGAGGUUCUGUGCAUAAAUUUAAUAACAAAGAACAACUCAACAAUGAAGGAUUGGGAAGCUGUGAAAAUGGACAUUGCUCAUUGGAAACCCGGACAGAGAAUCAGUUAAACCUGAUAAAAAGGAAACCUAAGAUCUGCACAGAGGAGGUGGCUACAUGGAAGUAUAGUGAGCUGAACCAAACUGAUGGAGGUUACCCAGGAUCAUCUGCGUCUUACCGUAUAUUAGAGGUGGGCUGUGGUGCUGGAAAUACGGUCUUCCCAAUUUUACAAACGAACAAUGACCCAGGCCUUUUUGUUUAUUGCUGUGAUUUUUCUACAACAGCUGUGGAUCUUGUCCAGAACAAUGCAGAAUAUGAUUCUUCUCGCUGCUUUGCGUUUGUUCAUGACCUGUGUAAUGACCAAAGUCCUUUCCCAAUGCCAGACCAGAGUCUUGACAUUGUUAUUCUUAUCUUUGUCCUCUCAGCGAUUCUCCCAGAGAAGAUGCAAUGCAUCGUUAACAGGCUGAGUCGCCUCCUGAAACCAGGAGGAAUGAUUUUGUUACGAGAUUAUGGCCGUUAUGAUCUGGCCCAACUUCGGUUUAAGAAAGGUCAGUGUCUUUCUGAUAACUUCUAUGUAAGAGGUGAUGGAACCAGAGUCUACUUCUUCACACAAGAUGAAUUAGAUGAUCUCUUCACAACAGCUGGCCUGGAGAAAAUCCAGAAUCUGGUUGAUCGGCGAUUGCAAGUGAACCGUGGGAAACAAAUGACGAUGCAUCGAGUAUGGAUCCAAUGCAAAUACCGCAAGCCUGCUGCCCCUCAGCUGUGAGGAAACGGGGUGUGCUUCUGAGAUUGCAGCCUCUUGGAGAUGCUCAAUGGAGAUAUUGCAGUGUCUCCUCCUGGUGCGAUAUGGUUUUAUGGAGUUCAGUGCACGCGGGACCUCAGUGCCUUUUACAGUGCCUAGCGUCACUUCAAGUGAGUCUUGCUGAGGAUAAAUGUUCUAAGAGGAGACCAAGCAAUAUUUUAGAUGUCUUGCUACUCAUCUGAGUUCUUUAAAUUAUGCAUGGUUUUAACAACUUAAGAAAUGGUCAUGGUGUCUUGCAGCAGCUGAGCAAGUUCGGUAGCAAGUCACUUUUACUCUGGAUCUCCACAUGAAACAGAAGGAGAGCUUCAACCUUACCUCUGUGUUAUGUGCUCUUGUCUUGGGAACAAAAACCAUACAAAGGGUAAAUCGCCUCUUCCCUGCAGCUGGACACCAGACCUAAUGUGAACCUGUUAGCCAGCUUAUCUCAUGCAGCUCUCUUCUAGUUCAUAAAAUGGUUUUGAUUGGCAAAGACCUUUAAGAUCAUCGAGUCCAGUCAUCGAUCCAGCCCUGCUAAGUUUGCCACCAGACCAUGUCCCCAAGUACAACAUCUACUCAUCUUUCAAACAUCUCCAGAGUGUUUGGGUUUGUGCAGAUCUACAAGUUAGAACACAUUGAUGGAGGGCAGAAACUGAAAGCAUACUAGUUUCUCUGUGCUGGCUUCCCCGUGGAUGCUUCACCGUGUACAGGUAACCUGUGGAGAAGGCAGAUUAUGUUGCGUUGCUCUUGCUAUCUACAAGAGCUCUUGCUCUCUAGAUGAGCUAGCACGCUAUACCUCAGGUGCUAUAAAUCAUAUCAGGCAAGGUUCAAGCUUUCAAAGAUUGGGGGUAAUGCCAGUUUUGGGGCACCUCCAGAGUGCAGGGUAUCAUGGGCAGCUCACAGGACCAGGGUUUGUAAAGAAUUAUCUGCUUUUUCUACUUGAACAGUGAGAAACUGUUCUUGCUGGCUGCAGCCCCCAGGUCACGAACUGCAGUGCCCUGUCACGGUGGUGUGCUAAACCUAAAAAGACACCUGUCUUUGAUAAGAAAUCUGGAGAAUGUCUAGCACGCUUGUUUGAUUUCUUAGGGAAGCCAACAUUGUGGCUUUCUGAAGGUUUUUUCCCCACCUUUGACAGCAAAUGUCUUUUAUCUCAGCUUGUUUUCUUUUGUUGUUUUUAGGGUGUGGCACAACAGGUAUGAGAAUAAAUUCUGCGGUAAUGCUUUUCAAGUGCUAGUUUGAUUAAUAUACAUCAGGCUUCCACAGAAGCUCGCAUGCUUCUGUGCGCCUGAUCUGAAGGAUUUGGGCCACCAUUAGGUAACUACAGGUUCUUCUCUUCUCUUCUCUUCUCUUCUCUUCUCUUCUCUUCUCUUCUCUUCUCUUCUCUUCUCUUCUCUUCUCUUCUCUUCUCUUCUCUUCCUCACUAAUACUUGCUCUCGCGUCUCAAGAAAGGAAAGCCUUGUGUGAUAUCUCCUACCUUGAUUUAGUUCAUAGAAUCAUUUGGUUGUAAAAGCCCUUUGAGAUCUGUACCUGUCUACUACUAAACCAUAUUCCUGAGCACCUCAUCUGCCCAUCUUUUAACCACCUCCCCUGGCAUCCUCUGGUGGUACCUUCUAGAAAUUUUUCCUGAUGUCUAUUCUGAACCUGCCCUGAUGCAACUUGAGACCAUUUCCUCUUGUCCUAUUGCCUGUCACUUGGGAGAAGAGACCAGCACCCACCUUACUACAACCUCCUUUCAGGGAGUUGUAGACAGCAAUGAGGUCUCCCCUCAGCCUCCUUUUUUCCAAGCUAAACAAUCCCAGUUCCCUGCGCACUGCUGACUGAAAUUCGAGCCACACUAAACAUGUAUUUUGUUAGCUGACGCUUGUAUUUGUAGCUUACAGUUGCCUAAGAAUAAAUGUCAACUAUAGAGACUCGUAGGUUAUGAAAUAACUGCUGUCUUGAAAUGGGGGAGAAAGGGUGAAAAGAUGAGGAACUGCCAUUGCUUUCUUAGGAGAGUCUGGAGGAGCAUCCUGAUUUGUAAAGCUUUAGUAGGGGCUGUAGCAAUGCUCUCUGCUGGGUAUGUGGCAGCAUGAUCGGUUCGUAAUUUCCACAUCACUGUGUCACCCUGCAGGUAAUUAUGUCUGCUAUCAAGGCUUUUGUGGGUCAGGACAUUUCCACCCUUCUUGUGGAAAGGUGACCCAGCAAAUCCAUUCACACCCCAAAGGCAGGCUGCAGUGCCGGGACGGGAAUGGAAAUGUACCAUUGCUUUUUCCUUUCCACCUAAUUCUUUUAAAUAACCUUGAAAAGGAAUCAAAUAACUGAGAAGACAAUUCUUGUUCAAUUUAUUGUACUGUGUUUCCUAAAGGGCUAAGAGACUUCCCAGCAUCUGCAAAUUAAAUAGGGGAGGAGUUAAAGCUUGAAGAAGCUGGUUUUGGAAGGCAGAGAAAUGAAUGGGAGAUCAUUUUGCUUCACAGCUGACGAGUGGCCUUUUCUGCUUCUCCAUUUCCUGACCUGUUUCAUAAAGACAAUUAAGAAAAUCAUGCCUUGCUAUUGACCUGCCCUUGAUACAUCUUCACUAGGGUGCAGAGCAGCACAUGGGGGGAGCACAUGUUCCUUGGUUCUUCAGUCCAGGCUGGUCAGCCUGUGGACUUGAAGGGAACCAUAGUGCUGAAGGAGGGGGAAACAGGGGUCUAAAUUCACCUUCUGUCCCUCCCACUUGUCCGUAACACAUUCUGCUACAGGGCACAAGCCUGACUCAGCCCAGAAGCUCUGCAGCCGCUGCUGUGUUUUCGUGCUAGUCCUACAAAGUCGGGUUCCCUGGCAAGGUUGGUACCUCAGGCAAGGUCUAGGCAAAACACGGCUCAAGGCCUGUGGGAGCUGAGCAAGCUCAUGUCUCCUCAUCUUACCCAGAUAGAGUCAGGCUUAGCAAAAGAAGUCCUGUGAGUGUUUGAUGUGACGUGACUCAUGUAACCAGCUCUGUAGCCUUCAGUGGAAGACCUCCCGUGUGUUACUGCUGCUGUAGGCAGUUCCCUAGGGUCCUUUCGCUCUUGGUCCCCAGAGGGAGACCUCCUCCUGGGAUAGCUUUAUCUCUCUGGAAGAGAAAUUAUUGACUGGGGUGAACAAGCAGCAUAAUUUAUAUGAAUUAAAGUAAUUUGAAAAAAAAGCCUUAUUAAUCAUCCAAAGGCUUGUAAGCAGCACAGGAAAAUAUGUUUUUAAUUAUAAACAUGAUUUAUUUAAAGCUGAUGGGCUCCUCUUUAAAUUUAAACUCCAGAAGGGGAGAAAAUGAAGGCUAGUAAUUUAUUUGUUUCUACUUCCAAGACUACAUCCCAGUUGCCUGCCUGGUUUUGACUUGGGCUUCAUGCAAAAACUUGCAGCCCUCUGAGCCUGCAGCCAUGGAGGUGGCUCUUUGCCUUUCUUAAUGCCCUUCAUUCUGCUGGAGUAUUUAAGCAGUCACUCAACAUGAACCAUACUGGGCAGACAUGCUUUUGUUUCCAGUCCUGCUGGUGGUGUUCAGAAAGCAACAAGUUAAUGGCUUUGGAUUGAGCCAGGCCUCCUACAGACAGAUACCGCCAGAGCUUCCUUCUUUCAUCUCCACUAGCUCCUGUUCUCUCUGAAGAUGCUGCUUCCCUGCAACUCCAGGCCUUGCCUCCCACACAGCUUUGCUCAGGUGCCUUGGUCCUGACUUGCAGAAGCUCCUGCCAUCCCCACCUUAGGCCUGCUGAGCAGGCUGGAUUGCACAACAGCAAAGGAACCCUCUGGAUUCACAUUUACUACAUUGAAAAGCCAAUUUAAAUGCCUUUUUUCCUCUUCCUUUUUAGCAGUGUAAUGUUAGCUUUAAAGCCAUUCUGAACAUAGCUGCUCUGAUUUUAUUCCCAGCAUUCCAGUCUUGUGGUCUGUGGCUGGCAGGCAAUGCCAACGUAGUUUGUCGAACCUCCCAAGCAGAAGAGAUGAUUUCAUAGCUCUUCAGAGGCUCUGCCCCUGCGAUUCUGGAGCCAGACAUUGUUACACUUCGAAAAGGCUGGCCCUGGCUCUUGCUAGACGAUGGUGGAUUUCCUUGGAGGUUCGGGGAUUGUUUUGGCUGGAAGGGAAUUUUUUCAUCACCUAUUCUGACCCUUUGCAUAACCCUUUCAUGUAGGGAUUAUAGCAUCGAGCCUGUGGCUUGGGCUGAGCCAGAACUAGUCCUUCAGAAAGGCUUUCAGUCCAGCCAUGAUGCUACGGGCUAGAAGGAGAACCCUUUGUCUCCCAAAGAACGUUUUGCCUCCCCAGGUGCAUUGUUCCUCGUGGCAUCUUGAUUUCACAGAUAGAGUGGAGACUGGGUGGCAAGAAGGGAACAGGGGAGGUAAAGAGAACAAGAGGCGAGGAAGUAUUUCUCCUACCCUCUCUUCAAAAAUAAAUACAUUGUAAAUUCCACUGAAAAUUGGAGCUUUCUCAGGAUCUCCUUGACAGCACAGAAAAGUGGGAAACAGCAGUUAUCCUUAGUGAUUUUUAUUGUUGCAACAGUAAUCAGCAAAUGCUUCUGACCAGAAGUGUGUGAGACCAGACACUUCUCUCCCCAACAGUUCCGACUCCGCCCUCUCAGGGUCUGUCACCACCCUUUCUCAUUCCGUAGUUGUAGAGCUCCAGGAUAAAUGAGACCUGAUUAUUUUCAAUACGGCAGUGGUGCGAGCAGAAGGAACCUCCGUGUAUGCAUGCUAGUGGCUCUUGGCAUUGCAUUGUACCUGAAGCUGAAAACUUUCUUCUGUUGUUGCCACUGGGACGAGCCCUGGCUGGUCCCCAGUUGGAUUCCAAACAGGAAUCACAGACCUGCACUGAACUUCACUGUUUUUCCUGAGCGCAAAUGAAAGAUGCACAUAUUUCAGUGCCUAGAAGGGAAGGCAUGGGUGAAGGUGAGGCCACAGAGAUCAAGUUAUUAUGGGAUUUGGGAAGCAUCCUUUAGUCUCUGUUAAGACAGAGGAAGGGAAACGGAUUCAUGCAGUCAUCUUUGUUCUCCUGAGCAGUCAACUGGAUUCGAUUUGUCAAUCAGAGCAGUGCCACCACUUCUGGUUUGGUCCCGUGUUGGAAAAAAUUAGUCCAGAAGAGAAGAUGCACAGAUCACUUUUGCUAUUGUAACUCUUCAUCUGCCUCGACGAGGGGGUGCGCGUGACCACUGUAUUCAGCUUGUUUUAAUGUUUUUUUAGCCCAAAGGAUCCUUGUAGCUUUUGCACUUUGAUGUUAUUUUAAAGUUGUGGAGUUCGGGGGGAUUGCAGCCAGUCCUUUGGCCUAUGAAACUAACUUUCAGCUCCUGAGAAGUUGCUGCUUGCAGUCCCAGGUUGCAGAGGCCAGGCUUACACCUCUGAUGUGUGUGGGGAGCACUGGGGGGUCUGCUCUACAGCUCUAAGUACAGAGGUACCCUGCCACCCUUCUCCAGGGGCUCUGGAUGUGACCUUCCUCAUUUAGAGAGAAAAUUGGCUAAUCUCCCCUCAGAAGACUACAUCACCCAUGGGACCAGGCAUGGUGCUAGAUGCUCCUCAUCUGAGGAGCACCUCCUGGGCAGGUACACCAUCAUACAGUCUUUAAUUACACGGCCGCGUGCUUUUUUCCAUGUUCAGUGCCAAGGGUGGAUAUGAAGAGGUCGGUUGAGGUUGCAUAGGAAACUAAAUCUGGCUUUUCCUCAAGUUCAAGAGACUUCUUCCCUACUGCGAGGAGCCUUGUUAGGAAGGUUGGUAUGUAUUUACAGGCAUUCACGCAGAGGCUGAAUAUACCUACAGAAAUAUGCAUGUAGCAACUCUAGCUUUACAAUAGGAUGUUGAUUUAAUUUUCCUCUUACACAAAUCUCAGAGCAGUUUGUUUAAUUGAGGCUUUCAAAAACCCUGUAAGGUAGGGUGUUAUUAUGCCCAUUUUAUGCAGGCGGAAGAGAAGCAGGGGGCAAAUCCUGCCUUGAAUAAUACUUCUGUAUUCUAGGAAGCUGGUAGUGAGUGAGGACAGGGAAGGACUUGCUGGCGCGUAGAGGAGAAUCACAUCGUUUCAGGUGCGUGCAGGAGAAAAAACAGUGGAGUUUGCCAGUACCAUGUGCUCUGGGGAAAGCAGACAGGGUUGCAGGGGGGUUUGUUUCCUACCUGCAAGGUUUGGUGCCCCUUGGCAAGGCCACAAUGGCUGUGCAGGUCCAGGUGCCCACGUGCUCCUCCCAACAGGCAGGACACGCGCUCCCUUGGAUCAGGGCACCGCUCUGAGGUUGCGCUUGGCUUGCUGCCUGUGUGGAGUUGAGAGACCCAGAUGCUUUCCUACUGGGUUUGGGUAUCAAAGCCUCCCUAAUGGGAUACCUGAAAGUGUAGACAGAGGGAGGGGCAGGAAUAACCUCUGAGAUAAACUCCAUUGUGUGGGAGGGUGGAGGCUCUCCAAUGGCCUCAGGAACUAGUCAAGUGAUGGCAUGUUAUCUCUAAGUAGCUGAGAUGCCAACUUUCUCCCAGACUAAUGAAAAGUAGGAGAGACCCUUUUAACAUUCCCAGUGAGGGGAAGGCUGCGCUGGGAGCCCUGCCCUUACUAGAUGCUGAGUCCACGCCAAGGUGGGAUGUUUUGAAUGCUUUGCUUGCGACUCGUCCCUCCUUAGGUACCACAGCAUCUGCUCUGCAGACGAGGGUUGGCCUCUUCUGGAUGUGGUGCCUAGAGACGAGAUCAUCCCUCGGUGCUAAAAUCUUAAGAAACCUGUUGAAUGUUGAACACUUGUUGGUUGGGGGUUUUUUUCCUCAACAACUGUGAAACUUUUGGAUUUGAGAUGACUUUUACAGUUUAAAGGCUCAGGCUAUAUGAUGGUUUUCUCAAGUCUCCAGCUCGUGCAGUCCGGCUAUCACUGAGGAAUCUCGGCUCUCUUUUGUGUAUGUAUAUGUUACAUUUUUAUAUCAGUACAAUUCUAGACCUCACGGCAGCACAGAAGCGCUAGGAAAAAUGUUGUCAGAGUAUUAUUUCACAAACCUGGAAAGCAGAGACAAGGGAAAGUCACCGAAAGCACAGUAAAAAGAUCGAGAACUUGACUUUUAUCUCUUCAAAAUUUAAGAUAAAAGGAACUUUUUACAUGCUCUAUUGAAAUAUCUGUAAAGUCUUAAUAUCUUGGUCAAAUCUAACAUGAUUGAACAGUGAAGCUGUGAUUCAAAGGCAGGGAUUUGCCCUUAUUUUGCGGAGCACGUUGUGCUGGCUGGAGGGGAGCUCUCAGAGACGGCUCCAGUCGAAUUCAGUGACAAAGAAAAUGGCUGCGGCAGCUGAGUUGUUCUUCAAAACAUGAUACAAGAGCAACGUGCCAAGGAUAUUGCUGACAUCCAGGGAGACCAAUGCAAGAUGAGCACUGCCACAGGGGAUAUAAUAGGAAGCGUUAACGCUGGCUGAUGGCAGACCUGGCGAGCAGGAUGCUGAACGGAAGGAACCUGGCAGAGACGAUGGUGUAGGAGAACUGGCUUGCCCCCAUGAAUGAGAUAAUAUUUGGUCAGCUAUGUACGUACCGUGUUGCUCAUAACCAUCCCGUCGCCAGCUCUCAAACCAGCUCCUCUAAAAGGACCAGAGCUCAGGGCCUCUUAUAAAGUUAAUGAAGAAGGGGGAAAACAGAAUGGGUUUCGUGUGUCAUGCAAGUGUGGGCUGGAAGGAGGAGUUUUCCUGCAUGAGAAGUCUCAGAGAUCCAAAUAUUCUCUUCUCUUGCCGGGCCAGAAAAUCAAACAUACUGAAACUGUUGGCAAACUGAAAUACUAUGGGGAAAAUCAAGUACAGAUAGACAGAAUUUUCGUUUCCUAACCUUAAACGUUCCUUUAAUUUUGAUGCUUUGUAGGCUUGUAGAAGUACUGUCUUAAAAUUUGACAUUGGAAUUUUUAAUUGAAUCCAAAAUUUUAUGUAUAAAAUGUAUAAAUAUUUACCUAUUCCAGCCAUUUUUAAUUGCAAAAUGU